Molecule: messenger RNA, 3347 nt
Organism: Aspergillus heteromorphus CBS 117.55
Lineage: Eukaryota; Fungi; Ascomycota; Eurotiomycetes; Eurotiales; Aspergillaceae
Product: putative leucine permease transcriptional regulator (SAC3)
Exons: 4
Coding region: 49-3057 (1002 amino acids)
Biological process (GO): mRNA export from nucleus
Cellular component (GO): cytoplasm; transcription export complex 2; nucleus
Source: RefSeq, a predicted model, not a curated record
GAGCAGCUUCCGUCCGAUAUUCGAACACCGAAAACACUCCUCCAGACCAUGAACUACCUGAUCCGGCACGUCAUUAACGGCCCCGAACCGCUUGGUCUCAUCCACAAGUUUGUGUGGGAUCGAACUCGUUCGAUCCGUAACGACUUCUCUGUGCAGCAAGUGACGCAGGAGGAUCAUGUGAAAAUCGCCGUAACGUGCCUUGAGCGAAUUGCUCGAUUUCACAUCGUUUCACUGCAUUUACUCUCUAGCCCGGCGAAUGAGGAGCCCUUUGAUCGACACCAAGAGCGAGAACAGCUGAACAACACCAUGCUGUCGCUGAUGUACUACUACGACGAUAACAGAGGCCGCAUCUCCUUCCCGAACGAAGACGAACUCCGCGCGUACUACAUCAUCUUUUCGAUCCACGACCAACGACCUGAUCUAGAAGCCCGUGUCCAAAAAUGGCCUGCCGAACUACGAAACUCGCCUCGAGUCCAGAUCGCAUUGGAAUUGUUCGCUGCGGCUAGUAACACGUGGGAAUACCAGGGUACGCUCGAUGCGAAACGACCAAACGCGAUCGCGCAAGGGUUCUACACGCGGUUCUUCAGGAUGAUCGAUUCCCCCGGGGUCUCGUAUCUCAUGGCCUGUGUUGCUGAGAUCUACUUCAAUCAUAUGCGCCAGACCGCCAUCCGUUCCAUCUGGAAGGGAUACUGCCGCUAUCCUUCCUCGCAACAGCACAAGAAUGAGGAGUGGACGGUCGACGAGUUGACCCAAGUUCUUUGCUUCGAUAAUUACGAACAGACCAUGAAGUUCUGCGAAGAACAGGACCUGGCGUUUGCAGAAAAUGCGAAUGGCGACCUUUAUCUCAACUGGGGCAGCCGUCCCGUCGACUCAGUUGCCUUCCAGCCAUCAUCGGAUCACUCAUUUUCGGAAAACCACGUCGAAUCGAAGCGCGCUGGCAGAACGUUGGCCGCAGUCAUCCUCGGGCUUAAUAUCAAAGAAGCUGCAAACCUGGGCAUGGUCGACAGCUCCCUUCUGCCCGAGCGCCUUCCUGCACUGCCUGCUCCAGGUCUGGGAUCUUUCUCAAACGAUGACUCUCUUUUUGUCACCGAUGACGAUAACGUCGCUUCCAACGUUCAAAUGACCGAAACGCCUUUGCAGGAGGAAAGCCCACCCAACCCUUCGACUAGCCUUCCCAACCCUUUCGCGCAGUUCUCUCAGCCUGCUACGGCCACUUCGAACCCACCACCCACGUUCUUUUCUCAACCUGCAGCUCCUGCGCAGCCGCCAGCAGCGGCGAGCAAUCCUUUCGCGUCUGUUUUCUCGUCGAAUAGCUCGGCUGGCAGUCCAACAGCUUCUAUGACGACGAGCAGUCCUUUCCCGUCCAUUUUCUCGUCGAAUGGUCCAGCUAGCACCCCGGCAACCCCUGCAACGGCGUCUGCUUCUUCCCACCCGCCUGCAGCGGCGAGCAACCCCUUCUCGUCUAUCUUCACGUCGAAUGGCCAAACAAGCACUCCUGCAGCUCCUGCAACCACUCCUGCUUCUUCACAGCCGCCUGCAACGAGCAGUCCAUUCCCGUCUAUUUUCUCGUCGAGUGGCUCGGCUAGCACUCCGGCAGCCCCUGCCACGACGAGCAGUCCUUUCUCAUCUUCCUUCCCGUCGAAAGCCCCAGCUAGCACUCCAACAGCCCCUGUUACUGCGCCUGCAAACCCCUUCGCAAAUGUUACACCCCCCUUCGGCUUGUCAAAGAGCCCCGAAGGACAAGAAAGCAGCACCCCUCCCCCUCCCGCUUCCGUUCCAGCUACGCAACAACCCCCUUCUAUCUUCGCCCCUCCGCCGAACCAUACGCCCUCUAAACCUGGAGGAAAAGCCCCUCUUUUCACACCUGCGCCUUUCAGGCUUCCAGCAAGCCCCCCAUCUCCGGCCACUGCCGCCUUCUACUCUUUCGAUUCAGAGCCCGAGCAAAUCAAGGCGUUGACUGCUAGCGAGUCAGAACCUAGCAUUUUAGAUAAUGGCAAACUGCCGUUUUUGCCCGAAACCUCAAACUCUAUGUUUGGCUUUUCUCAGCAGAGCACUGCCUCUGGAAACGCAGCUUCAUUGCAACCGGCAUCGUUCUUUUCGCCGGAACCCACUCCGAAGGAAAAUGAAAAAGUCCCUAUAUUCUCCAGUCUUUCGCCCUUUGGACAGUCUGGCAACUUAUCCCAAGGUCAAGACGGCGUUACAAAAUCCGAAGACCCAUCAACACGUGUAGAAAAGAAAGCCCCGCCUACCGAAAAGGUUCCUCUCAAAUCGUGCCUCAAAAAGACAAGCGCUUUUGAGCGACCGCACAUCCCUCUCCAAGAUGCAGUUUUAAAUGAGCCUUUGGAUGAUACCGAGACGCCGCUUCAACUGAGUGACUUUGAAACGGAGGCUCCGUCUGUUGAUGAAAAGCCAACUUCUACAUCCGAUGCAGAUUCACGGCGCACUGCGUGGCUGUCUACUCUGAGAGACGCGGCCAUCAAGCGGCGAGAGAACACACUCGCCAGUCGGAAACGGGGUUUGGAGGAGCCAGAACCCGUCCCCACUGAAGGCGCCCCCAAAGCAGCUAAAGUGCCCAAGCCGGCGGCCACACCAUAUAAGAAAUCUCUGGCGCAGGCUUCCACAAAACCUCUGCCAAAGCUUCCUAUUCUAGAACAGAUCGAAUCGAUGACGGCCAGGAAGCCCGUGGAACCAAAAUCCGAGGCGUCAAAGUCGGUUCAAGUUGAUGAAGACGAGCUUCUUUUAUCCGCUGCUCGAAUUGCCGCCGAGUCGCUCCGCAGCGGACCCAGACUCCUCGAUAGCUGGCCCACACCGUACGAGCCUCAGAGCUCCUCCUUCAGCCCCGGAGGCAGUGCAUCAUCUCAUUUUUCAUUUUCCCGCAGCCAGUCGCCUUACUCGUCCUACGUGAAUGGCUAUGAAGUCUCUCUUGCCCCGGAUUCAGAUCUUGGGCUCGGUCGUACCUUGUCCCGAACCGAGCAACGCAUCCGGAUGACAGGAGCCAAGGGGCUAGCCUACAAACCCCUGGAUUUUACUUCCGACAAGAAACGCAAGUCACGCUGAACAACUGGUCGGGAGAGCUCGCAUUUUAGAUCUACAUGUACACACACCUGUGUACUUCGGCGAUUUUGUUUUAUAAGGUUAUGGUCCCCACUUGGUACUCGGUUACAUCACUGCAUCCAGCAAGGGCGUUUGAGACUCGAGAUUAUUUGCCUUGAUGAUUAUUUUUUUUUAUUUCUGACGAGCUUGGUAUGCGAUUGUGGUAGUUGUCCUUUGGGUGUGGGGCGCCUUUUUCGAGCAUACAAAUCAUAUAGGUACAUACAUCCCAAAUUUCGGAUGAAGUUUGUGUGGUA